Peronospora matthiolae is the source of this 297-nucleotide messenger RNA. Lineage: Eukaryota; Oomycota; Peronosporomycetes; Peronosporales; Peronosporaceae. The record is from the annotation of a GenBank genome assembly.
AUGGCCUUGGGCAUCACUGUCACGAACGUCUACGGCGUCCCCCGACAGCAGCAGCAACUGCAAGUGAUGGUGAACGUGGACUCCGCACAUCCCAUGAAUGUCGCUUCUAUGGCCAUAAGGAUGAAUUAUGAAGGCUUGGAACCAUCCGCGCCACUGCAGGCGGCCGCGGAAAUACGACCAGCGGGAGCGCAGAGUACGUGCGCUGUCGACUGGCGGAUCCAGUUCACACGCGAGCACCGAAUGAAUCUCAUGGCCAUUAUUGGUGCGCGUAUCUGCAGACCCCUUGCCCGGCAUUAA